Molecule: messenger RNA, 3321 nt
Organism: Gadus morhua (Atlantic cod)
Lineage: Eukaryota; Metazoa; Chordata; Actinopteri; Gadiformes; Gadidae
Gene: rad23ab
Product: RAD23 homolog A, nucleotide excision repair protein b
Exons: 10
Coding region: 176-1759 (527 amino acids)
Biological process (GO): proteasome-mediated ubiquitin-dependent protein catabolic process; nucleotide-excision repair
Cellular component (GO): nucleoplasm; cytosol
Molecular function (GO): polyubiquitin modification-dependent protein binding; proteasome binding; damaged DNA binding
Source: RefSeq, a predicted model, not a curated record
AAGUAGAUGGCGUCUGAGCCCACUUCCACUGCCCAGCGAGACAGCUGAGUCACACGCACACGCAUACAAACCACACAGUCGGAAGGGGAAGGGAACACUAAAGAUAUUCCUGCCCUAGCACGCCGUGUUAUUGGGGUUCCUGACAGCCAUUCUUUCAACGAAUAGUGUUGGAAAGAUGCAGACGAUAACGCUGAAGACCCUUCAGCAGCAAACGUUCAAGAUUCAGAUAGAUCCAGAAUGGACGGUGAAGUCUCUAAAGGAGAAGGUAGAAAAGGAGAAAGGCAAAGAAACCUUCCCGGUGACGGGGCAGAAACUAAUCUAUGCAGGUAAAAUUUUGAAUGAUGACGUUCCCUUGAAAGAAUACAAAAUCGAUGAGAAAAACUUUGUAGUGGUCAUGGUGACAAAGCCCAAACCGUCAAAUUCAUCAAAAAACGCCCCUCAAGCUUCCCAAACGGCUCAGCACAUCCCAGCCCCGUCUCCAACCCCGACAGCAGCAGAGGCCCCUGGCCCGAGACGAGUGCCCCCGGCAGCAGUACCAGCACCAAUGACUCCGGUGCCUGCCCCUUCCGUCGCCCCGCUCCCAGGCACCACAAACUCAGCGGCCCUAUCUGAAACCCAGACUUCAGCCAGCCCGGCGGGUUCUCUGCCUCCGGGAGCAACGCCAGACAGGGAGGCCCCUCGGAAUGGGACCUUGGCUACAGCUCCAGCUCCUCCUCCUGCCACUGCAGUCUCUACCUCCUCAGCCUCCUCAGCCUCCUCAGCCUCCUCAGCCUCCCCAGCCGCCACGCAAGGCUUAGUUUCCAAUGAACAGGAAGAUGUUAAAGUCACGGAGCAGGCCGUAACGUCGGCCGCUGGUCCGGAGGAGUCCCCUAACACGGGCGAAUGCCCCGUCGCGGGUGAACAGCAAGAGGAGAAGCCCCGGGAAGAGACUGAGACUGAAGCAUCUGACCCGCCGCCAGUCCACGCUGGGGCUUUUGGGCUUGUGGACGAUCUGGAUCUUCUAGAGGAGGCUGCUUCAAUACUCGUGACGGGCCAGGCCUAUGAGAACCUGGUGUCGGAGAUCAUGUCCAUGGGCUAUGAGAGGCAGCUGGUGGUGUCUGCCCUGAGGGCCAGUUUCAACAACCCGGACCGCGCGGUGGAGUAUCUUCUCAUGGGUAUGCCAGCAGAUCCUACUGGUCUAGCCGAACAAGAGCCACUGACGCUCAGUGCUCCAUCCAACCCCCCCGCUUCCACACCUGCCCCCCCGGAUCAACCCCUACAGGCAUCAGCACCCCCCAACACAGGGGCAGCAUUGCCUGUAAAUCUGCUCCCUUUGGUCGGUGGUGGUGAAAGUGGUGAUAUAAGUCCAGGGGGAACAGUGACAGGGAACCCUCUGGAGUUCCUGAGGAGCCAGCCUCAGUUUCAGCAGAUGAGGCAGAUCAUCCAGCAGAACCCCUCUCUGCUACCAGCCCUGCUACAACAACUUGGCCGAGACAACCCCCGGCUCCUGCAGCAAAUCACUCAGCAUCAGGAGCGCUUUGUCCAGAUGCUGAACGAGCCCCGCAGUGGGGGGGAUACCCCUGGAGGGGAGGGGGCAGCGGGCCAGGGGUCACCACAGACCAACUACAUCCAGGUCACCCCGCAGGAGAAGGAGGCCAUCGAGAGGCUAAAAGCCCUGGGCUUCCCGGAGGGACUGGUCAUCCAGGCCUACUUCGCCUGCGAGAAGAACGAGAACCUUGCCGCAAACUUCCUGCUCCAGCAGACGUGGGACGACGAAUGAGAGUCCGAAACACAGAGAGACCACGCUGCACCACAUGAGGUCCUUGAUGGGGAUGGAAGGAAAGGACAUUUGCAAGGAGCGCACUCUUUUCCGGGCAAGGGGGUAUGGAUCUACGGUGAUGAGGCUGUUGAUAGUGACAUCGGCAGUAAUGGUGAGGUGGGGAUGAUGAGGAAUGGAUAGUGAAGUUGAAGGUUUGACACACUGUUUAAAAGCUACCUGUGCUGCGCCGCUGCCGGUUCGCCACACCGAUGUGAUGAUGUCAAUGUCCCUGGCACUGCAUCUCUAUUUGCUGCUACUAUGAUUACCGCUGCCCCCUCUGCUGUCUCGUCACACUCAUUAUAAGAGAAGGUAUGGGUUUGUCAUCAUAGGUGACAACGUUCACCAGAUGGGCAAUCCAACCAUGUGAAAUAAUUGGAAAGUCAUCCUUACAUUUGAAAAGUCAUCAUAGACAGACAUAAGACAACAGUCACAGAACUAAUCUGAAACCACAAACAAAAGCCUUCUAUAGACAAUCUUUGACAAAAAACAUAAUAUCGAGAUAAGGCAUUUUACAUAGUUGCUAGGGGAGGUUAAGUCUAUGGCUGGUCAAAUCACCUGGCCCUUAUCUGAGCCAAUACAAUACAGAAACUGUUGAUGUUAACACCCAUUAAGGUGUUGGUUGUAAUUUAUUAUAUAUAUUUUGAUAUAUAUCUAUAGAUAUAAGUAUAUAUCUACAUAGAUAUUUAUACCAACAAAUACACCACAGGAUCACGUGAGAUGACAUGAAUGCAUUUGUGUUAUUAAUGUGAUGAAGGCUUAAUAUCUUGUCAUUGACAAUAUGUCAUCAUGUUGGCGUGUUGUCGUUACAAUAGACAGAGUCCCAGACUUCUAAUAUGAAAUCCAAUAUUUAUAUGUCAUUUCCAUGUUUCAGUUUGUCUUGUGUAUUUAAUACGGAUCUUUAUGCUGUAAGCUUGCAGAUUGGGCCAUUGCUCCUACAUGCCUUAUAUUUUUAAAGAAACGAACAGGUAUGUUUUGCAUAGUGAGCUUUAGUUUUCAUUUUAUUGUUCUUAAACAAGAUUGUUUUAAGAGUGUCGUAUCAAUAGAGUUGUAAAUGCUGGAAACGAAUAAGCCUAUGUCUGUAGAAAAUGGACUAAAGGGAAUUCCAAGAAGUGCUAGAAGCCAAAAGAUUGAAUAAGACCUUUAAAAUAAGCAUGUGCUUUGAGUGUUUUCGUUGCCUUGGUUAUUUUUUUGUCUGAUAUUUAACAAAUUUCAGACUGGAAAAUGUUUACUUUGUAUGGAUGGUAUCAACAGACUGCACAUAAUUUAGAAAAUGUGCCCUAAUUCACCUGAAGAACUUUUUGGGUUGCAUGAGUUUGUUUUGAAAGGUUAUUUAUAGCAUGGUAUAGCAGGAUUAGGGUGGUGUGAUAUUGUAUUGAGUCAAAAUGUGUUGGUUUUACCACUUUUGUUUUUAAAUACAAUUAUAAAUUAUAGCCUUAAAAUAUACCAAGACGUUUUGCUGAAUAGAUGUGGAAAAACUUGUUUCAGCAUUGUGUAAAAUAAAUGGCUUUUACAAAGCAAACUAG